Messenger RNA from Syngnathoides biaculeatus (alligator pipefish), 1395 nucleotides. RefSeq lists its product as uncharacterized. NCBI's taxonomy places the organism in Eukaryota, Metazoa, Chordata, Actinopteri, Syngnathiformes, Syngnathidae. The record is from RefSeq and is a predicted model, not a curated record. The transcript is spliced from 7 exons. Gene Ontology annotation, molecular function: dioxygenase activity. The coding region runs from base 112 to 1101 and encodes 329 amino acids.
UGACUGGAAACCAGCCAGCAGUCCCGACGAGAAGCUGCAUUUGGUCAAGCUUCUUCUGUGUUCGGAUGAGUUUUUUUUUUUACGGAGUAAAAGACGUUUUGUUUCGAAACAAUGAGCAUUCCGGUGGUUGACUUUAGUGCGAGCAGCCUCAACGUGGAGGAUAUCGACCAGGCAGACCUUCGCCAACUGAGCGGGGAGUUAAAAAUGGCUUUUACCGAAGUGGGCUUCGUCUUCUUGGAGAAUACUGGAAUCUCUCAGGCGGAGGUUGAUGAUGUCAUGGAUGCUUCCAGAAGGUUCUUCCUGCAGCCAGAUCACCUCAAAAGGCCUUUCAGCAGGAAAACCUUCCCAAACAAUCCCAAUCAUGGCUGGGUAUCCCUGGAGGCUGAAAGGUUAAAUCCACAAAAACCGGGAGAUCUAAAGGAGGCAUUUAACCUGUCUUCGCUGCAUCCCGACAUUAAAUGGCCCACAUCUGAGGCGCAGGCGGGACUCCGGGAGACCCAGACGGCUUUUUUCCACCGCUGCAAAGAGCUGAGCCUGCGAGUUUUACGGGUGAUGGCUCACAGUCUGGAUGUGGACCCUGACGUCUUUUUGAACGCGCACCGCCUGAUUGGAACCGAUGAGAACGGCACGACGCUGCGUUCGUUGUACUACCCGCCGGUGAGGAGCGAGCUCGCCAAGGAGGGUCAGCUGCGAUGCGGAGAACAUUCCGACUACGGGAGCAUCACCUUGUUGUUCCAGAGCGCCGAGGGUCUCCAAGUGCGCCGACGUUCCGAGUUUUGCUCCCCCCGGCUGGCGACCCGGGCACACGUCAGUCUCUGGCGUUCUUCGUCCAGCCCGACGACGAGGCUGUGGUCACUUGCAUCGACGGAUCCCAAAAGUACCCCCCGGUGCGCUCGGACGCUUACCUCAACGAGCGCUUUAACGACUCCUACGGCCGGAUGUGAUACACCUCCCCCCCACCUCCCGCCCCUCCCCGAUGCCUUGCUGCCAACAAGCAGCUUUAUUCACUCUUUCCUGCCACUCGAAACAGCACAAUUGCAAGUUCAGAAAAAUGUGACGUCCACACCGGACAUUCCUCACCACCGUGGAGACAAGUUUUGAUGCCGCAGAGUUUGGUGCUAAACUUUUGAGCUUCAAAUGCAUUUAAUCUUAUAACCACUCAGGAACGAGAACAACUACAGUGACAAAUUUAAUCCAAUUCGCAGCCGUGGCAAAUGUUUUUAGACGAUCGCGAAGAGUUCAUGCAUUAUAAAGUGCCUUCAUGAGGACUCUUUCGAUUUCAGUCAACUUAUUUUAAGCAGCAAUUUCUAAACAAGAUUUUUUUUUUUUUGACUGAAAAUUUGUGAGCAAAAAAAUGAAUCAAGCUUGAAAUUUAACCCUUAAACACCUUUUUAU